This is a messenger RNA of Hibiscus syriacus, 1577 nucleotides long. Its product is annotated as release factor glutamine methyltransferase-like. Gene Ontology annotation, biological process: protein methylation. The transcript has 3 exons. NCBI's taxonomy places the organism in Eukaryota, Viridiplantae, Streptophyta, Magnoliopsida, Malvales, Malvaceae. Bases 206 to 1324 code for a protein of 372 amino acids. Gene Ontology annotation, molecular function: protein methyltransferase activity; nucleic acid binding. The record is from RefSeq and is a predicted model, not a curated record.
UCUCACAGACGGAUGUGGAGCAAGGGAAUCAAGUGAAAUCUCUGGUCCAACUUGAGAUAAAAUGCAGUUUAGAAACCCAUUUUACCCUCCAGGUUUGUCGCUUAAUCUUCUUUCAAAGGAAAUAGACAUUCACCACAUUUUUUGUGGUUUUUUUGUUGUUGUAUAAUCUGAAUUUAGAACAUCUUAAGAAGAUCUGUUUAGAGACAUGUUGAAGCUAAGGUUGCCUGGUCUGAGUCGUGGAGUUUGUGCGAAUUUCCGAAUACCCAAUCCAUGUUGUUAUUCAAACUCAGUAUCAUCCUCCAUUGAUGUAAAACCCAAGGUUCCACUCUAUCUAAGGCCACCUUCCUUCUCUGCCUCUCUUUCAGAGCUGAGCAUGUGGCAUAAAUGGGCAAAAAAUCUGGCAUCCUCAGUUGGCUCCACUUUUGUUAACUUAGACAACGGCCCAGAUUCCACACUCCUCCAUAGAGAGCUCAACUGGCUUCUACAAGACUUAAUUGAACUCCAACAUCAUUCAGAAAUACUACCUCGAUUGGAAUCGAGUAACAAUGAGAAUCUAGAUGUAAGGGUUGCGUUAAGAGCGCCACUGGAGGAGAUAUAUUGUGUUUGGAGGCAGAGGAUUGAAGAGAGGAGACCUUUUCAGUAUGUGGUAGGGUGUGAGCACUGGAGGGAUUUGGUUUUGAGUGUGCAAGAAGGGGUUCUUAUUCCCCGGCCGGAGACUGAAAUGAUUAUUGAAUUGGUUGAAGAUGUGGCUUUGAAUAAUUCCCCGGAAUUGGCACAAGGUUUCUGGGCCGAUUUGGGGACAGGCAGCGGCGCAAUUGCGAUUGCGGCUGCAAGGGCCUUAAGAAGUCAUGUCAAUGGCGAUGCUGGUUGCAGAGUCAUCGCCACUGAUUUAAGUCCGGUGGCAGUUGCGGUGGCCACUUCUAAUGUGCAAAGAUAUGGUCUACAGGAUGUGGUUGAGGUGCGGAAAGGAUCUUGGUUUGAGCCAUUGAAAGAUGUUAAAGGUGAACUUAGUGGUGUUUUGAGUAACCCACCAUACAUACCGAGUGACGAUAUAUCUGGCCUACAAGCUGAAGUUGGUAGACAUGAACCGACACUUGCAUUAGAUGGUGGUGCUAGUGGAAUCAAUGAUCUUCUUCAGCUCAUUGAUGGGGUUGCUUCCAUGUUGAAACCUGGAGGAUUUUUUGCUUUCGAGACAAAUGGAGGGAAGCAGUGCAAGUUUCUUGUGGACUACAUUCAAAAUGAGAAGCCAGGCAGGUUUCGCGAUAUUAAUAUAGUAUCUGAUUUUGCUGGUAUCCAACGUUUUGUGAUGGGAUUUCGUUUAUGAAUUGAAUGAUUGGUAAAUACCCCUGUUUAAUAGUAUUAAAGAACUGGAAACAAGGAAAGGGUCUGUGUUCAGUGUUCACAGUAGCUUAAUACAUUUUUUUUAUUGAAGUAUUCAUUAGAUAUUUUCCAACUAUGGUUUUAUUCCAUUUGUUGUUUGAUGAUAAUGUGCAUUUAUAUGAAAUUGAUAUCUUUUGAGUUCUAAUAUUGUGAAAGUGUUAUUGCCGGAUGGUAGACUGUGUUAGAUUUGUUUUGCA